Molecule: messenger RNA, 2305 nt
Organism: Populus trichocarpa (black cottonwood)
Lineage: Eukaryota; Viridiplantae; Streptophyta; Magnoliopsida; Malpighiales; Salicaceae
Product: sulfate transporter 3.1
Exons: 12
Coding region: 165-2132 (655 amino acids)
Biological process (GO): transmembrane transport
Cellular component (GO): membrane
Molecular function (GO): secondary active sulfate transmembrane transporter activity
Source: RefSeq, a predicted model, not a curated record
ACACUUCCUCACUAAAUCUCAAGACCCGCCAUCUCCUCUCUCUCUUUAUCUUCUCCACCCACAAUUUCUAGAAAAUUUAGCCGCACAAAUUUAAACAAAUUAACCAAAUUUCAGAGCAAAUUCAAGUUUUAAGCAUCCAAAUUUCGUGCAAAACAAUAAAGGAUAUGGGCAACGCCGACUAUGUUUAUCCGUCCACUAAUGUAGAGCGUACACCUCGAGUAGUGAUUCCACCACCGCAAUCAUCCAUGAAGUCGCUGAAAUAUAAUCUUAAAGAGACUUUCUUUCCUGAUGAUCCUCUCAGACAAUUCAAGAACCAGACCACUUCACGAAGAUUCGUACUAGGCCUAAAAUACUUCUUUCCAAUUUUUGAUUGGGCCCCUAGUUACACUUUGGAUUUCUUGAAAAGUGAUUUUAUUGCCGGGAUCACUAUUGCUAGUCUUGCUAUUCCUCAGGGGAUAAGUUAUGCAAAACUAGCCAAUUUGCCACCAAUUCUUGGUCUAUAUUCAAGCUUUAUUCCACCUCUAGUUUAUGCGAUGAUGGGAAGUUCGAGAGAUUUGGCAGUGGGGACCGUCGCUGUUGCAUCUCUCCUCACAGCAUCUAUGUUAGGAAAUGUAGUUAAUGCUAAUGAGAACCCCAAACUUUAUCUCCACCUUGCAUUCACGGCAACAUUCGUUGCCGGAGUUUUUCAAGCUUCCCUUGGCUUAUUAAGGUUAGGGUUUAUCGUGGAUUUUCUGUCACAUGCAACGAUAAUAGGCUUCAUGGCUGGAGCAGCAACUGUAGUUAUCAUGCAACAGCUGAAAGGGAUUCUGGGACUUAAUCAUUUCACCCAUUCAACCGAUCUUGUCUCUGUCAUGCGCUCCGUCUUCACCCAAACUCACCAGUGGAGAUGGGAAAGUGCCGUUCUGGGCUUUGGCUUCUUAUUCUUCCUUCUCACCACCAGAUACUUUAGCAAGAGAAAACCAAAAUACUUUUGGGUAUCAGCAAUGGCACCAUUGACGUCAGUCAUUCUAGGAAGCCUUCUCGUGUAUCUCACUCAUGCUGAGAAACAUGGAGUGCAAGUGAUAGGAAACUUGAAGAAGGGGCUAAAUCCACUGUCCUUUACGGAUCUCGUGUUUGUAUCUCCUUAUCUUACGACAGCUAUUAAAACUGGCAUCAUCACUGGUGUCAUAGCUCUUGCUGAAGGAAUAGCAGUAGGAAGGAGUUUUGCUAUGUUCAAGAAUUACCAUAUAGAUGGUAACAAAGAGAUGAUUGCUUUUGGGACCAUGAACAUUGUAGGCUCUUGCACCUCUUGCUAUCUGACCACAGGGCCAUUUUCGCGAUCGGCCGUGAACUACAAUGCAGGAUGCAAGACAGCAGUAUCAAAUAUUGUCAUGGCAUUGGCAGUCAUGGUCACAUUGUUAUUUCUAACGCCAUUGUUCCAUUACACUCCACUUGUGGUUCUGUCCUCUAUUAUUAUCUCUGCUAUGCUCGGUCUCUUAGAUUAUGAAGCAGCAAUCCAUCUUUGGACUGUCGACAAGUUCGACUUCAUCGUCUGUAUCAGCGCUUAUGCUGGCGUGGUUUUCGCCAGCGUCGAGAUUGGCUUAGUCAUUGCGGUGGCAAUUUCCUUGCUUAGACUACUUCUGUUCGUCGCAAGACCAAAAACCUUUAUUCUCGGAAACAUUCCAAAUUCAAUGAUCUACAGAAAUGUUGAACAAUAUCUAAACACAAGCAGCGUUCCUGGUGUUCUCAUUCUCGAGAUUGAUGCUCCCAUCUACUUUGCAAAUUCAGGCUACUUAAGAGAAAGGAUUGCGAGGUGGGUUGAUGACGAGGAAGACAAGUUAAAAUCUUCAGGAGAAACGAGCCUACAGUAUGUUAUACUAAACAUGGGAGCGGUUGGUAACAUUGACACAAGUGGGAUAAGCAUGCUUGAGGAAGUUAAGAAAGUAAUGGACAGAAGGGGGCUUAAGCUUGUCUUGGCCAAUCCUGGAGCUGAAGUAAUGAAGAAACUCAACAAGUCCAAGUUCAUUGAGAAAAUAGGGCAAGAAUGGAUCCAUUUGACAGUAGGGGAAGCUGUCGAAGCUUGCGAUUUCAUGCUUCACAGAUGCAGUCCAAGCCCUUUGAAAGAGGAAUCUGAGGCAUAUAACAAAGUCUAAGCUGUCGAUCAGCAAGAGUAUUAAUUUUAUUCCAUGUAGGUCAACUGUAUAAAUAUGUAUGUAUCAGUUGUGCGUGCAUGUAGGAACUGUUAUGCAUCACAUAAAGCUGCAUCAAAUCAACUGCUGGAAGUGAAAUAGAAGCUGACUUGAAUCAUUAGUUGAAGUUGGAGGUA